This is a messenger RNA of Eremomyces bilateralis CBS 781.70, 1820 nucleotides long. Its product is annotated as cytochrome P450. Gene Ontology annotation, molecular function: oxidoreductase activity, acting on paired donors, with incorporation or reduction of molecular oxygen; heme binding; iron ion binding. Bases 267 to 1715 code for a protein of 482 amino acids. NCBI's taxonomy places the organism in Eukaryota, Fungi, Ascomycota, Dothideomycetes, Eremomycetales, Eremomycetaceae. The record is from RefSeq and is a predicted model, not a curated record. The transcript has 4 exons.
AUUCGGUCUUUAUCUGGAAGAUUUAUUCCAUCGGACAUUUUAUCUCCUUGAAAGCACGUCAACCGUUAUUAGUUCCCAAAAUCCCCAGUAUGGGUAUCGUUUCUACCUUCAGUAUUGGCACCCUCAGCGAUUGCAUCGGUCCAGUCCUUCGUUUACUCGUUGGCAUCAUUACAAGCAUCCUCGUAGUGUAUUGCGUUUACGUUCGAUAUUUCCAUGCUUUACGCAAGUAUCCCGGUCCCUUUUUGGCAUCAUGUACAAAUAUCUAUAUGACAUAUUAUGCCUGGAGGGGAGACCGACAUGUUCACAUAUAUAAGCUGCACCAGAAAUAUGGCCCUGUGGUUCGUGCAGGCCCCAAUGCACUCUCCUUCAACUCGAACACGGCCCUGAAAUCCAUCUAUGGCUACCGAGCGAACGUACAAAAGUCCGACUUCUACCGUGCUUUUCCCGCAAACAAGCAUGCUAUCAGCGUCCACAGCAGCAUCGAUAAGCAGAUGCAUGCCCGGAAACGGCGCGUCCUUUCCUACGCGUUCUCGGAUCAGGCGAUUAAAGCUAUGGAGCGGUUCGUCCUUGCAAAUAUAAGAACUGCUUCUCAACUCCUCACAGAUACCACUUCGACCCGCUCAGACGGUGGGGAGAAGGUAUCUAUGGAGUCGAAAGGCUGGGGAUAUGGACUCAACGUUGCGGACUUCUGCAACUGGUUAACUUUUGACAUCAUGGGCGACCUGGCAUUUGGAAAGGCCUUUGGCAUGUUGGAGAGCCCACAGAACCGUUUUGCUGUGGACUUGGUCAGCAAGACUGCCCGCAGACACACGAUCUGUGGGUCAUUUCUGCCACUCCAUCAUGCCAAGCUUGACAGUGUCCUCUUUCCCAAAAUCGCGAAAGGUCGAGCGGAAUUCAUAGCUUAUUCCAAAGCACAGGUUCUCGAACGGACUGCUCUCGGACAGGAUAUCGACCGGAAGGAUUUCUUUCACUACCUGCUCCAGGCCCGAGAUCCUGAGACGGGGCAAGGUUUUAGCCAGAACGAACUCUGGGGCGAAGCGAAUCUCCUGAUCGUUGCUGGGUCCGAUACCACGAGCACCGCGAUGUCGGCCACCAUCCAUUACCUUCUCCAUAACCCCCGGGUUAUGGAGAAGGUAUGCCUCGAAGUUCGCCGGGCAUUCUUGAAUGUCGAGGAGAUCGUGUCCGGUCCGAAUCUCACUGGAUGCACCUACCUCCGUGCUUGCAUCGAUGAGGCGAUGCGCCUGUCACCUCCUGUCCCGGGUUUCAUGCCUCGAGAAGUCCUGCAAGGAGGUAUUGAGAUCGAUUCUUAUCAUGUCCCUGCUGGCAUCGAUGUUUACGUUCCACAUUACGCAAUUCACCAUAACAGCGCGUAUUUCCCCCGCCCGUUUGAAUACAUUCCCGAGCGCUGGAUUGAAGGCGCAGAGGGGUUCCAGGCCACCACUGAAUCGGUCCAGCUCGCUCAAUCCGCAUUUAGCCCCUUUAGCCAUGGUCCCCGCGGCUGUAUUGGAAAAGGUUUGGCGUAUGUCGAGAUGAUGCUUAUUAUGGGUCGACUCAUCUUUGAGUUCGAUUUCAAGCUAUCCGCUACGCAGAAGGCUCCUGGCGGAUGGCUGGAAGGACGAAAACCGGAGGCUCCAGGUGAGUACAUGCUUGUGGACGGGUUCGCGAGCUGGAAGAGCGGACCGAUCAUGGAGGUAAAGAAGGCUGUAAGAUCUUAGGAAUCAACUUGUAUGUAUAGUGUAGUUUUCAAUGACAGCACUCGCAGCAGUCAUGACAGGUUAGCCAAAAGUUUGAUUCUCGUAACCGCAUCAAAUUUUAUUCUC